UUUUUUUUAAUUGUCUUGUGACAUUUGAGCCUUUCCAGCAGAGUUGGAGGCGCUCUAAGAAAACAGAAGUCAACUUCAGACCGGAGGACUAAUGAAUUUAGUUGCCUCAGAAACCACAGAGGCAUUUUUCCAGGAGAAAGAGGGAGUGUGUUGUCUUUCUCAGACCGCUCUGGUUUGAAUAUAACGCCUGCAGCCAGUGUCAGCAUUCUUAUGGAUUUUUUUUUUGCAUCACUUUUGGAUCACAGAUCAGUUUUUGGUUCCAUCCCCCCCGUAUACGACACAUUUGAUUUCUUCUCCAAAGUUUCUGAGUGGAUGAACAUUUGUGGGGCUCAUUCCCCCACUCCCCCCCCUUGCCUCGCGGCCCUCCUCAUCAGUGUCACCUCUGCCUCAACAAGUCAAUAGUGAGUCUGGACUAGAGCUGGCCCAGAUCAGCAGAUAACACUUCAGCAUUGCACGGAAACUGGUUGGACAAGUUUAGAAGUUGGAGCAGAGGGCAGGGUAGUUUAACCCUGCCUGAAGGAGAACUCUGUUUUAUUUUCCUCCCACUUGUCCUUUUGGAAGAAAGCAGUCACGCACAGAGAGUCACAGUGGCUGUUUGCUUCUUUGCUACUAUGCUGAAGGAAAGCUGAGUUUGUUCUUCUCAGAGGAGGAAAGUCUGUGAAUGGAAGGGAGAAACCAGAGUGGGAGAUUAAGUGUAAUUUAUUGUUUCCUGGGCUAGAGCAAGCUGCGCCUUUUUUUUUUCUUCUCCCGCCUGAACUCUGAACCACUCAAUGUGUGUGUAAAGUUUUCUCAGGAGCCAUUGAUUGGAGGUCAGGGCGGCAUACACGAGGGUGAAAGGCAAGAACAGAGGGAGCGGCCAGAUUACAGAGGACCAGAGUGCGCCGGGAAGGAUCGCCGGGUCAAUCCAAACAGACGACAAGGAGGGAAAGGUCAUCGCAGAGACAACUUUUCAUCCUUUUGCCUCAAAUCUACCUUCAAGAUCAACGCAUCGUCACGCGGGUUCACAUUUUUGACUGGGAACGUAGUUUAAAGCCAGGGCGGGUCAGUGUAUGAUCCACUCACGGGGCAGCAGGACUCUGAGAAUAUGGCCAUGGUAAGCGGGGGAUGGGGCAACCCCAACGGAGGACUGGAGGAGAAGGUCUACCUGCGCAGGGAAGAGGAGGAGGGCUCGCCCCACGCCGGAAGCAGCGAUGUGGACAUCGCCGACGAGGACAAGGCCUGCGUGCUGGACUGUGUGGUGUGCGGCGACAAGUCCAGCGGGAAGCAUUACGGCGUGUUCACAUGCGAGGGCUGCAAGAGCUUCUUCAAAAGGAGCAUCCGACGCAACCUCAACUACUCCUGCAGAUCAAACCGGGAAUGCCAAAUCGACCAGCACCAUCGCAACCAGUGCCAGUUCUGUCGACUGAAGAAAUGUUUCCGUGUUGGCAUGCGCAAAGAAGCUGUCCAGAGGGGUCGCAUCCCACCUUCCCACACAGGUAUCAGUCCCAACUCCCAACGAGCUGGCGGAGUCGGAGGCGUGUUACCCGGUCAUCUUGGGGCAGAUUACUUCAACGGCCAGCCGGUAUCGGAACUCAUCUCCCAGCUGCUUCGGGCUGAGCCGUACCCCCACAGCCGCUACGGGACCCAGUACGGCCAAGCGCAGAUGGGGGCUUCUGCGAGCGGAGCCCCAGUCAUGGGCAUCGACAGCAUCUGCGAGCUAGCUGCCCGGCUCCUCUUCAGCACCAUCGAGUGGGCCAGAAACAUCCCGUACUUUCCAGAGCUUCCAGUUUCAGAGCAGGUAGCACUGCUGAGACUAAGCUGGAGCGAACUUUUCAUUCUCAACGCAGCCCAGUCUGCUUUGCCACUACACAUGGCCCCCCUGCUAGCAGCGGCUGGCUUCCACUCGUCCCCUAUGUCUGCCGAACGAGUGGUGUCCUUCAUGGACCAGGUCAGAGUCUUCCAGGACCAAGUGGACAAGCUCAACAGACUGCAAGUGGACACGGCGGAAUACAGUUGCCUGAAAGCCAUUGCUCUCUUUUCACCUGAUGCAUGCGGUUUGACCGAUCCAGCCCACGUGGAGUCCCUGCAGGAGAAGGCCCAGGUGGCCCUGACUGAGUACGAGAGGUUGCAGUACCCCAAUCAGCCUCAGCGCUUCGGCCGCUUGCUCCUGCGCCUGCCGGCUCUUCGCGCCGUGCCGGCUAACCUCAUCUCUCAGCUCUUCUUCAUGCGCCUGGUUGGCAAGACCCCUAUCGAGACUCUGAUCCGAGACAUGCAGUUGUCAGGGAGCUCCAUCAGCUGGCCCUACGCCCCGGGACAGUAGGGAACCUGCGGACACGCUGAGAGCAAACGGGAGGAUACAGAGAACAUGAACAAAUGCAGGAUAUUAGGUCAAUUUAUUUGCAGCACUUGCGCGCUUAUAGGCUCUGGUCUUCAUCUGAUAUGUCCUUGUCUCAUUCUGGACUGCAAAAAUUAAAAUGCAGAGUUAGGCCAUGAGCACAUAACUACCUCCUCCCACAUCAUCCUUAAUGUGACUGAGCUCGAUCCAAGUGUGUGCGUGUGUGUGCGUGCGUGUGCUUGUGUGCGUGUGUGUGUGUGUGUGUGUGUGUGUGUGUGUGUGUGUGUGUGUGUGUGUGUGUGUGUGCGUGCGCGCGCGUGUGUGUGUACGCGCGCACACACACACGCGCACACAUUGUCUGCUUCGUCCAAAUGAAGCCACAGCAUCACCACAUCAUCAACUUGAGUGGGUCGCUUCAGGUCUCUUCAGACUGUAUCAAAGUUGUUACCAAAUGUAUUGUAUCAUGUUGUUAGAGCCCGUCUAUGGGAAACCGCUUGACCAUUUAUUCGAUGUCCACCUAAAAGUACUGUAAUGCUCUUUGUCGUCACUUCAGCGCACUAAAGUAACAACUGUUUUUGAACAACUAAAUGCCACGAGCGAGGCAAGCAAAACUGUGCACUCGUUGACAGCUGUGUGUUAAUAGUAUGACUAGUGACGUUAUAAAAUCCUAUUAGUAACAUCUACCGUAGUGCUAAUGGCGCGUAGAUGUCAAUUUGUGGGCAUAUUUUUGCCCCAUUAGUUUUAUGUAGAUGUUCUACAAAUAUGCCAAAGUCGUCCGCCUAAACAUGAUCACUAAGACACAAUUGUUCUACGAGUGUGGACAAAGAACUUACUAGUAUGUGGACCUUAGGCUACAUGUCAAGAAUAUCAAAUAAAUGCUCAAAAUUAACGGCAGUUCCGUUGUGUAUCAAACAAUAUUUGCUCCUCAAAUAUUGUUCCAAUUCACUGUCUGAAGUUGCCCACCCCCUUUUAUUCAGGAUUUGCUGCCCCCAAGUGGCCGAAAUGUAAAUACUUUUUUUGCACACACAAAUAAGAGUGGUUUUAAUAUACAGUAUGUAGGAAAUGGCACGCUGAUUAGGUGAGGCAGUUUAUAAAAAAAAAAAAAAGAAAACAUUCUAUUGCUCCCCAGAUUGUCAUAUCCAUUAUUACCUCAUGUUUUACUCUCUCAAAGAUUGUACAGUGAACCAUGAAUGCGCUACAAGAGUAAAUUUACAGGGAUCAAUGUCCAUCUUCACAAGAAUGUAUUAGUCAGUCAUUUUCCCCCAAAGACAGUCAAGUGCUUUGAUUUGUGGACACAUUGUCUUUUGAAAUGUAAUUUCAGAAGGCAUUCAAAAUUGUGUAGCUCAUAAAAGAAAGGUGCAAACCACCCUUAUGUUUCUUUUGUCUAAAAGGUACCAGUAGUUCAUUUAGAUUUUGAUGUAAUCCAGUGUCAUAAAGCAAACAUGGCCUUACAAAAGGUACAAAAGGUACUGUAGAGAAUGAUAGCUUCGAUAACGCAAGGCACUUGUCGGUACUAAAAUGUUCCCAUAUUGUGAACAUCGCAAACGGUGACUCAAAGUGAUGCAUGAACAUAAUGCAAACAGAUUGUUUUCUCUGACUUUUUGUAUUAUCUGUCAAAUUGUCAAAAGACCACAACUUCCUCAAAAGGUCAAAACGUUCUUCACUUUAUCUUUUUUUUUGUCAUAAUUAAAACUAUUGUGAUUUCACUGCGCUCUUUACAUUACGCUUAAAUGAUGACUUGUAUUUCUUUGACCUUGCAGAAUUAAAACUAAAUGCAGAUAAAAU
This is a messenger RNA of Hippocampus comes (tiger tail seahorse), 4099 nucleotides long. RefSeq names its product nuclear receptor subfamily 2, group F, member 6b (gene nr2f6b). Gene Ontology annotation, biological process: regulation of DNA-templated transcription. The coding region runs from base 1085 to 2299 and encodes 404 amino acids. The record is from RefSeq and is a predicted model, not a curated record. Gene Ontology annotation, molecular function: zinc ion binding; sequence-specific DNA binding; DNA-binding transcription factor activity. The transcript has 5 exons. Lineage: Eukaryota; Metazoa; Chordata; Actinopteri; Syngnathiformes; Syngnathidae.